Metarhizium brunneum ARSEF 3297 is the source of this 855-nucleotide messenger RNA. RefSeq lists its product as uncharacterized. NCBI's taxonomy places the organism in Eukaryota, Fungi, Ascomycota, Sordariomycetes, Hypocreales, Clavicipitaceae. The record is from RefSeq and is a predicted model, not a curated record.
AUGAAAUAUUGUUUCUUCUUGUUUGCGCUCUUGUGCCAUGCGGUGAGAGUUUUGGCAGGAGGGCUACACGGAUGCAUGGAGCGUGUUUUAGCUUACCAGGCAUACGUCCUCGACGAGUUUAACGAUCCUAAAGACCGCAGCAUUGGAUUCAGUUGCACUCGCUGGGAUAACAAAAACAGAGCCUGCACAGGCAAAUGGCAGGGUUGUGCGGGAUCCGCUGCCAAUGGCAGAUGCACUUAUGACGAGUUCCUCAACCUUCUCAAAUCAAAGAAGAGGGCCCCAGUGAGUGGCUGGGCAGUCUACAAGCGGGGAACAAAACGCCUGGAUGUUGAAGAAACAUCCAAAUAUUGUUUCCAGCAGUUCAAAGGAAACGUGCCCGAAAUCCCGGUUUACCGUGUAAUCAAGGGCGAAAGAGGAGACUUCAACUCCUACACCAGACGACUCGCCGAGACGGUCGACAACAUAUAUGCCAACCAUGGUAGCACCAAGAAAUCAAGCCAAUACAAGUUUGAGGAUUUUGACAACACGCGCGACCGCAUCGCCGUCUUACGGACAGCUGACCAGAAUCGUUUCCUUAUUCCACGAGCACGAAAAUAUUUCGGCAACCAGAUAGAGCUUCAGAUCGUGGAUCUGGGCGAAGACCCUAUUCGACCCGGUAAACGAUUAACGGCUCUUGAUUUUAAAGAGACUGCUCUCGCCGCUAAGAAGGCCGGAGUUCAGGAUUAUACGACGAGACUCGGAAACUUUGCCAAGUCGUUCUAUUCGACCGGCGAUGCUAGGCAGCAUCUCGCGGUAAGGAGGAGUUACCGAAAAGUCGCAGACCGCUCCCGGUCAUGUAGAGCGUACAGCGAAUAA